Molecule: messenger RNA, 399 nt
Organism: Dendrobium catenatum
Lineage: Eukaryota; Viridiplantae; Streptophyta; Magnoliopsida; Asparagales; Orchidaceae
Product: pyruvate kinase, cytosolic isozyme-like
Exons: 1
Biological process (GO): glycolytic process
Cellular component (GO): cytoplasm
Molecular function (GO): pyruvate kinase activity; potassium ion binding; magnesium ion binding
Source: RefSeq, a predicted model, not a curated record
GCGCAGAAGCUAAUGAUCUACAAAUGCAACGUUCAAGGGAAGCUUGUGGUGACUGCAACCCAAAUGCUGGAAUCUAUGAUCAGGUCUCCUCGUCCCACCAGAGCAGAAGCUACAGAUGUCGCCAAUGCUGUUCUUGAUGGCACUAAUUGUGUCAUGCUCAGCGGCGAGACAGCAGCGGGUGCUUACCCUGUUCUUGCUGUUGAGAUCAUGGCGAGGAUACGCGAGGAAGCAGAAUCAUUUAUGGAUUAUGACGCUGUGUUUAAAGCACUCACGACUGUAACAAAGUCGCCAAGUACUCCAUUGGAGAGCCUUGCUUCGUCUGCCGUUCGACUUGCAAAGUCUGUCAGAGCUGCUCUUAUUCUUGUUCUGACGAGAGGAGGGACUGCUUCAAGACUGGUG